Molecule: messenger RNA, 1988 nt
Organism: Belonocnema kinseyi
Lineage: Eukaryota; Metazoa; Arthropoda; Insecta; Hymenoptera; Cynipidae
Exons: 4
Coding region: 120-1280 (386 amino acids)
Source: RefSeq, a predicted model, not a curated record
UGCUUGAACGUACACAAAACAAAACAAAAUUGAAGAAUUACGUGAGAAAAGUGAUAAAUGUAAUUGUAGGAAUAAUUGUUGCUUAGAGUCAUCUUUUGUGGUGCUGAGUGUUUCUUGGUAUGGAACUAUUGAUGUUCCUGCUCUUGUCAUCGGUAAUAUUUUCCCAAGAUUGUAAGAGCCAGGACCCUAAUACCGAACAUUUUCUGCCGAUUUAUCCAGUCUACCCGUACAGUCCAAACUUCAUGAAAAGAGGCUCUGAAAGGAAUGUGUCUACACUAAGAGCACAAAACUCAUUUCUUCAAAAGGAUGUCUCUAGAGAUUCUAAUGCGUCCAGUUUUGGUCAAAAUUUUUCAAGGAAACAAUAUAAUCCCAACUUUUUCUCUAAAACCCCAUUACCGUCCCAAAAUUUACCUUUCUCUGCCCCCUACGUCCCGACUUCAUUUGGUUCCACACCUUUCGGUGCCUCUUCUUUUAGUCAAUUUACUUUUAGGCCAAAUCCUAUUGGCACUUUUCCUUUCAAUGCGAACCCUUUCUAUUUAAACCCCUACAAGACUCAAAAUUCCUUCUCUAGUUAUCAGAACUCACCGUUGACACAAUCUCCACAACAAUCACUUUUUCCUAACGUUAAUCCCAAUUUAUAUCAGCCACCAGUAUCUGUACCUAAUUUCUACAACCAAUAUCCACCAUCAGUUCGACCAGCAGGCGCUGAUGAGAGGAAGCGCCAAAAUGCUGACAAGUUAAAAUACAAGGAAUCUGAUAGUGAAGAGUUGAAGGGCAGCCAGUUCAAAGAUGGGGCUAACUACUUGACUCGCAACAUCAAAGAUUUGGACGGACAAUCUGCAAGUUUGGGCUACCCUUCAACUGCUUAUAUUAAACCUUAUCAGUUGGAACAAUUCAUGAUACAAACUUUGAUUAAGUUACUUCCUCAGAAUGUUGCUCAACAAGUGAAUCAAUCAAGUCAAAGAAGCCAAAUUCAAUAUCCAAUUUAUCAAACUAGUUCAAACAUUCAGAAUUCACCUAAUCAUGGCACGGUAACCAAGGAUGGACAAUCCUAUAUUUCAGUUCCCAACGUAAUAGCAAAAACUGCGUCGUCUUAUGUUGUGAAUCCUACAGUCAUAACUAAAUCUAUCAUCCAAGUUAGUCCUGGACAGGCUCAUCAGACACAAGCAAUAAUCGGGAAAAAUUCAAGAUCACCCACAUUCAGAGGCAGAGCCAUCUCAGGUGAAUCAGAAUUUUCAAACAUCAGAGUAUCAAGAUCAGAAACGAAAAAGCAUCUCUGAGGGCCAAAAUCGAAUAACAACUUCUCAAACGCCCAGUUACAACUUUUUAAAUUACUUACGAACACCAAUUCCAAGAUCUGAUUAGGCAAAUUUAAACAAUACUUUUUUCUAUUAGCUUUGGUAAUACGCAGAAAGAAAAAUGAUGUAUAUAAGUUAAUGGAAAUAAAGAGAAUUUUUUGUUAUUUUGUGUUUAGCUUACAAAUAGACUGAUUAAUGAGGUAAUCAGGAAAUGUUGGAUUAGAUUCAGAUGGCAAAAUUGUGAUUUAGAGUGGUAGACGUGGAUUUUGUUUAAAUAUAAGGAAUUAAAGUAGUAAAAUACAUGAGGAAACGAUAUAAGAAUAUUUAAAAAAUUAUCUUUGUUAUUUGAGAUUCGCCCCUAGAAUACCAUGAUUUUCUAAUUGAGUAUUUAAUUAUUUUUAAAUGUUUAACGAUAUUACUAGUAUUAUAAAAUUGACUAAGGAGACAGAAUUUAAGUGGUAUUUUUACAUAAUUACUUAAGUUAUUUGAAUGAUUUCACUUGUUGUAAUAUUUACAAAAUCUCAAAGUAAUGUAGUAUAGGCAGAUUCAUUACUAUGCUUCUACAUUUUAUACCCGAUGCAUGGCUACAUGAGGCUGAAACAAAUUGUAUUAGGAACAUCCUCGAAUUUUUGAAAGGGUGUUACGCUUAAGAAAUAUAAAUUGAAUACAUUUUUGCUCUCACUUAUAAAA